GUGCCGGCCCCACGGCCUCAGGCUUAACCCUGGGCGGCAGGGACAUCCACCCACGGUUGCUCGGCCCGUGGCUCUUCUGUGCCCCUCACGUGCUUGUUAGGCACUCGCAAGCCAGGCCCUCGGAGAACUUACAUGGUCCGCGGACACGAGGGAGAGCGUGAAGGACGUGCUGUAUUGAGUGGGUUGUCUGGCUGGGUCGGGGUCUGGGUGCUCUCUGAGCAGGUGACUGAAUCCCGUGUCUGAAGGGAGGGUGAUGCCGUCCCAGGCCCUGGGUGGAAGGAAGACGGGGACGGCUUGUGCUGGAGCUUGAGGGAAGUGGAGGGGUGGUGGUGGAGACCCAGCAGGAGGUGGGUCAGCAGGGUUUUCAGAAUGAAGGGCCACCCCCAAGCAAGAGUUAUUUGUGUUCACUAUUUUGGGGUGGUCUUUCCCUGGGGGAAGAGCUUGUCAAAGCCACGUGGCACAUACCUCAACCUGGCGGAUGUCCAGCCUGACAGGGGAGGACUGGCCCAGACGACUGUCACCUUACAGAAAGCCCCCCUUCCGCCUUCCGACCCUAGGUUUGAGCCUGUGGAUGGGCUGUUGCACAUGCCCCGUUCUGUGCCCCUUCUGCGUACCAGGCCUGAGCUGGGAGUGGGGUGUGCACUCCUGGACGGCCUUUUGAUGUGUGGGGUAAGAUGUUCUCAGGAGCCGCCCUCUUCUCCACACCAUGGCAGUACAGACUCAGGAACCCAGGUUGGCUGGUGGCCUCUGGAGGGGUGGGCAGUGCCUGGGCCCUGUGCCAGUCCCAUGAGGAGGCAAGCCAGGAGCUCUUCUUGCCUGUGCCUCGAUGGCCAGGCCUCCACUUCCUUAGAAUGGGAGAUGGUUGCAUGUUCUGGAGGCUGCUCUGGGUGCAAGCUUGCUGGGCUCCAGGUGUGUGACCCCACCCUGAUGCACAGAGGCACCUAGUGAAGUUGAUGCUCUGGAUGACACGGCCUGGCUUCCUGCCCUGAGCAAGGUCUCGCUGCCCUUGGAUGAACCUGACCCUGGGCGGGCCUCCUGCCUUCUUCGCUCCUGGGCGCCAGGUCCAGCUGUGGGGUUCAGCACCCAGUGGCCACGCGUACUGGGUGAAGGUUUUCAUGAACAGAGGUUUCUCGAGGGAGGUUACCAUUUAGAAAAGGAUGGAUGGAAAGAACCCCUCUGGCGUGCCGUUCACUGGGUCUAGGUUUUUGGGAGCUGCAUGCAGGAGUCCUGACACUGAGCGUUGACCGGACCCUGUGCUGGUAUGUGAGGAUGACACGCGUGUUGGAAGUGGGCAGCCACAGGCCUGUUUCUCUUGGCUGUUCUGCAGCUGCGUGUGAGGCCAGGAAGUGGUAUGAGUGGCCAGGUAGAGAAGGCCAGUGCAGGGGAGGGCGUUGUGGGGUAGGGUGGAUGCCCAAAUGGGGCCAGAAUGGAACUGACAUGAAGCAAUUGUUUGUUGAGCCAGGGAUGGGUGGCAUGGUGUCUAGAACAUCAGGGUGUACCUCCCCAACAGGCGCCAGGGCAGGGGAGCAGCUGAUGGGAAUUUGAGCCACAGAGCUUCCCCUGAGAGGUCAGGAAGGGUCACUCCCAUGCACAGCUGCACUGCGUCUGGACGUGCUCUUCCUGUAGUUACAUAGCCACGUUCCAAGUGCCGGUAGCUACUGUUCUGGACAAGGGUUCUAGAAAGUUCUGCUGAGUGGUGCUAUCUGGCCCGGCCACACAGCAUCUGCUCACAUGAGCCCAGGGAGCCAGGAGAAAGCUGCUGCUGGCAGCGGGGGUCGGGUCACAGGCCGAGCCCAUAGGCCUGACCCUUGGGUGGACGGAAAGUCUUGGAGCAAACCCAUCGCACACAUGGCUGCACUGGGGUGGCAUGGGGUACUGGGCCACCUGAAGCGUGUCUGAACGAUGGCAGGUGCCCUGCAGGAGAGCAGAGAGAGGCAGAUCUUCCCGGAAACCAGGUCAGAUCCUCCAGUGGCCUUCUGCUGUGGGGGGCCCAGCCCUCGCAACGUGGACUUGAAGCCCUGAAGCCAGGAGUGUCCUUGGCAGGCCGCUGCCAAAUCCCUGCACUGGCACUGGAAGAUAUCUCCCAUUCCAGUGGCCGUGGAGUGCCUUGUCACCUGCACACACUUGAAUCCUACACCUGCCCCGCUGUAGCAGCUAGCGCAUUCCUUCUGCGAGUCCUGCGUGAGCACAGACAGCACUGAGUGCUAGGCUUGCUGGGCGCCGGGAGAGGUGCAAAGGCAUGAUUCUCUCCUGCCAACUCUAGCCAGAAACAAGGAUUGUCUUUGCGUUUCCACCGCCCAGGCCACAGGCUUGACCCCUGGGAGGAGGUGUUGGAGCCCUGGGUCCUGGCAGCUGGGAAAGGCUCUGUCUUCGGCCGCUCCUCUGGUGAAAAGUGUUGGCAUGCCCCCCAGAGUGGGGCUGGGGUGCAGCUGUUGUCCUUCUGGGUCCCCGUGGGAGUACUCUUUGCUCUCAGGUUCGCAGAGCCUCCGUUGUCCCUGCUGCGCACGCCCACCUGUUGGUGGGGUUGGGAGCUCCUGGAGUUGGACAUUGGCAUCUCCAAAGAGAGUGUGUAGACUAACUCCCGCUUUUACCAGACGAGACGAUGCGCAUGUGGCCCUGCUCCAUGGAGAGCCUAACCUGUACACACUCCAUGCAGCGUCUGCUCCCAAGAGCUCCUUGGCGAGUGUCCUCCUAGGCUCCUCUGCAGGUGAAGGCCCCCCAGAGGAGAAGGCCCCCCAUGUGUGCCAGUGUCCCUGUUCCCGCCCUGCCCUCAGUGCCUGCUGCAGCAUGGGGUGGACCAAGGAGGCAGGUCCUGGGUGACACAGCUCCUGUUGAGAAUGGGGUGGGAAGCAGGCUCCAUGGGGCUGUCUGGUGCUGGGUGAGUUGGGGUGGGGGGCCUGUCAGUCUGGCAUUCCCAAGAUGUGUGGGUUGGUCUGGUGGCCUCUGUUUGCUGGGCUGCCCCUCUGUGGAUCUGGGGCAGGGUGUGUGUCUGUGGCCCAUUUUCUCUCUGUAAAUGGGAUGAACAUCUCUGUCUUUUGUGUGGACCUGGUGCGGGGGGCCUGGGAAGACUUCGUGACCCUCAGAGCUCUCGGCAUCUGGAGUUGGUCUGUGGUUUAGCCUGCAGGGACUUGCAGGCCCGGCCCCAUGGGCUGAGCAGUACCCCUCCCAGCAGCUCCAGAUGGAGAGUGAGGCCACUGGACUGGCCACUGUGCCCUGUGGGAGUGGGACAGAGGGUGCCUCAAGAGUGGCCCUGCCUGGCCUACGAGCGGCUCGCGCCUUGUGGAUGUAGUGGUGGUGGUAGUCUGGGCGCACCUGCUUGAUUUGGCUUCCUGAGCUCACCUGUAGGAGCCUGUGCUGGCCGCACACUGCGUUGACGUUGGUGUGUGACAAGCACAGACUUUCCCGCUGUUCUAACCUUGCUGCCUUUCCUUCACGCUGCCUUAGGAGCUUACAGCAAAAGUAAGUACCCACCUGUCUCUGGUUUCUGUUUGCUUGAGACAGGGGAAUGUUCCCCCUCCCUCCAACUGCCAUCACAGAUGGGGCAGGCACUCAGGCCUGCCAGGUGCCAGUUCUCUGCUUCUUGGGCCAUGGUCUCCUCAUCUGCAGAGGCCUGGCUAGGGUUCCCUAGCUCUGACAUCCAUGGCGGUGUGGGCUCUGCUCCCUGGGCAGUGGGGAGCUAACCCUGAUGCCUCUGCUGGCCCAGGCGUUUCUGUACCACGGACGGGGUGCGGGCCUGGGCAGAUCUCGGGACUGCACUCUGCCCCUUGCUGGGGACACGGGGGGCAGGGCAUGUCUUGCCUUCGGCUGCACUGCAGAGUGCUGCCCUGAAGAACUUUGGACAGCUCCUCCCAGGGAGGCUGGGAGUGCUAGGCCAGUGAGCCUCUGGGCCCAGCAUGGGGGUGAGGGUCCCGCUGCAGCCCAUGGGGGGCUGGAAGGAUUGGGACUUCUAGGGCUGGGAGCCUGGCAGGAGUCCCUCUGAAGGCUUGAGGCAGAAGAGCCCAGGGGCGGAUCACCUGCUGUCCCCAGCAGGGUCUGUGGCCCUUGGCUGGUGGGUGAUGUCACAAUGGCUGGCCCCCUGGGCUCCGCUCCUGCGUCCCCCACAGCCUCUGCCCCAGGUGCCCAACCUUGGUGAGCAGGGAGCUGCUGCUGGCGGGAAGGGGAGUUGGGGGAUCCAUGGGCCCUUUCUGGACCUCAUGUGGGACGUGACAAUUAAGAAGUCCAUUUGGGGGAGCUGGAGCCACUAUUUUGGGGGGAUAGAAAAGGGUGGGAGAGCCAGCAGCCAGUGCUGUCUAAAGAGGCCCUCUCUGGAGCCCUUUGCCUGGGCCAUGUAGGGUGCCACAGGGAGGGAGAUGUGGGCAGAGCAGGCCUAAGCCACUGCGAGGAUCACCUUGGCCCCAGUCACCUGCAUGGCCUGACCUUGCAGCCUGUUCUCUGUUGGGGGCAGUGGCAGCUCUGGGCUUGGGAAGCUACCUGGCUGGCUGGUCACCUGCUCAAGGCUCCCCUGCAGCCUAGAGCAGACUCUGUGCAACCAGAAAGGGGUACACCCAGGGGCCAAGAAUCCCUACUGAGUGGGGAGCAGUGUCUCGGGGGGCUUCUGAGGCAGUUCCUGGGCCUGGUGGCACAUGCAGGAGUAGGAGAAGCAACAGGGUAAGGACUGUUCCCCGUGGGUGCUGUGGUCACUGUCACCCCCAGCAGUCCAUGGUUUGGGAUGGGGUAGGAGACAGGACUCAUUCAGAGCUGGAGGGACUAGGCGUACAGCCCCUUCUGCCCAGGGGGAGGCUGAGGCUUCAGGGCCAGAGGCUUGUCCACGGCCACAGCAGCAGGUCAGCAGAGCCAUACCUGCCUGUCCACCUGGCUCUGCACCGAAACAGUGAUGCCCUGGUGGUCCCCACACCCCCGCUGUCCCCACACCCUCGCCAUGGUCCUCUUUCAGCUCAAGUGGUUGCCAAUGUGGGUGGAGGCGGCUGGAGACACCCCCUAUCUGCCUUGGCCCUCGGGGUGGGGGCAGGCAGGCAUGACUGGGGGACUGCCCUGUUUCAGGCCCUCGCAGCUCCCUUGGAAAGCAUGUUCUCUGAGCCACAUGGGUGGCCGGACUCAGCAGGGCAGCCACAGAGGCUCGAGCACCUCACAGGUGGGGUGGCUGAGUGCUGAAAACAGAAAACACAGGUAUCUGGUCACGUUUGACUUCCAAGUAAACAACAGGAAACUUUUUAGUACAGAUGCGUCUCCGGUAUCUUUUGGGAUGUGGUUAGGCUAAAAUGUUGUUUAUCUGAAAGUCAAACCAACAGCGUAUCUGACAACGGCUUGGAGGCUCCAUGAGGAGGGUUUCGGUGGCCAAAAGGGUUUGGAAACAGCACUGUGUUUGUCCCUUUGGGAGAGUCGGGGUACGCGUUAGGUUAGCAAAUACAAGUUUUCCAGGUAAAAAAAUAUGUAUCUGUGAGUGUGCGCACACACACGCGUAUUGCGUUCCAGCGUUGCUCAGAGUCCCACGUGGGUUUGACUUCCCUAUCCCCACCCCUGCCGAGGAGACUGAGGAAGGUAUGGGGGGGUUCUGGGCUGGCUAGCUGGCCCAGACGCCUGUGCUGGCUCGCUGUCGGGGCCCAGGCUGUUCCACUGUGUUGCAACUGCCUUCUUGUGCUUGUUUUUCACGGCUGCGCCGGGAAGAUGAGGAGCAGCAAGGCCUCGUGUGCCCUGGAGACCGUCUGGGAGGACAAGCACAAGUAUGAGGAGGCAGAGCGGCACUUCUCCGAGGGCGCGGCCAUGCGAGCCGCCGCCUCCACCCAGCAGCUCCUGGCCGCGGGUGCCAUGAAUGGGCCUGGCCAGGAGGAGACCGGGGCUGCUGAUGCGGCAGAGGCUCCUGACACCGGCAGCAGGACGGACCCCGGGAAGAGCCACGCUGGGAAGAGGCUGCUGCAGAAGAAGAGGAGGCUCUCACCCCAGAGCUGGCUUGUCCAGGCCGACCUGGCCCUUGUGGGCCUCUCAGCUGACCGUGUGUGGCUGGACAAGCCGCGUUUCGACCGGGCAGAGAGCGCCUACCGCCAGAGGCUGGCCGAUGCGGCUGCCCAGCCCACCCAGCCGCCUGCCCUGGCCCCCUGGGGCCCCUGCACCCACGGAAGCCAGGUGGCCUGCCACCAUGUGACCUGGGGCGUCUGGGUCAACAAGUCCUCCUUCGACCAGGCCGAGCGGGCGUUUGUGGAGUGGUCUCAGGCCCUGCUCCUGGCUGCAGAGGGGUGCAGUGGGAAGAGUGCCCCUGACACGGGCCAGAGGCCAGCCGCCCCCAACCUGUCCCUGGCCCGCCAGCCCAGCACACUGGCCAGGGGCCAGCUGCCUCUGGGCAGCCUGCAGGCACUGGUGCGGGAGGUGUGGCUAGAGAAGCCACGUUAUGAUGCUGCCGAGCGGGGUUUCUAUGAGGCCCUGUUUGAUGGCCACCCCCCAGGGAAGGUGCGCCUGCAGGAGCGAGCUGGCCAGAGCGAGGGCUCCCGGCGUGGCCGCAGGGACCGGCGUGGCCGCAAUGCUGUGGGGACCAAGCGGAUGGGGCCACGGCGGGCGGACGGGGAGGUGCCCCCUGCCCUGCCCUACUGGUACUUCCUGCACAAAGACUCAGAGGCCACUUGGCUCAACAAGUCCGCCUAUGACAGCGCCGAGUGUCGCCACCAUGCUGCUGAGGCCCUGCGCAUGGCCUGGCGCCUCGAGGCUGCCUCCCUGGCCCACCGGCCCACUUCUAGGUCCGGCCCAUCCAUGUCCAGCCUGAGACCCAACAGGAAAAUGGCCACAGACUUCCUGGUACAUGAGAAGAUCUGGUUCGAUAAAUUCAAAUAUGAUGACGCAGAGCGCAAGUUCUACGAACAGAUGAACGGGCCCAUGGCCGGCUCUUCUCGUCAGCAGGAGAAUGGCGCCAGUGUGAUCCUCCGGGAUAUUGCACGAGCCAGAGAAAACAUCCAGAAAUCCCUGGCUGGCCUCCAGGCAGUGCUGCCCAGCCCCCCUGAGGCCAUGAGCCAGGCUGCCCCAGGGACUGUAAGCUCUGGGGCCUCCAGCGGGCCUGGCGGGGACCACAGUGAACUUGUCAUGCGCAUUGCCAGCCUGGAGGUGGAGAACCAGAGCCUGCGCAACGUGGUGCAGGACCUGCAGCAGGCCCUCUCCAAGCUGGAGGUCAGGCUGAGCACUCUGGAGAGGAGCUCACCCACCCACCGGGCCACCGCCCCUCAGACCCAGCACGUGUCUCCUAUGCGUCAAGUGGAGCCUGUGGCCAAGAAGGUAGCCACACCAGCAGAGGACGACGAGGACAAUGACAUCGACCUGUUUGGCAGUGAUGAGGAGGAGGAGGACAAGGAGGCAGCCCGUCUUCGGGAGGAGCGGCUGCGGCAGUACGCUGAGAAGAAAGCCAAGAAGCCCACACUGGUGGCCAAGUCCUCCAUCCUCCUAGACGUCAAGCCUUGGGAUGAUGAGACGGACAUGGCGCAGCUGGAGGCCUGCGUGCGCUCUAUCCAGCUGGACGGGCUGACCUGGGGGGGCUCCAAGCUGGUGCCAGUGGGCUACGGUGUCCAUAAGCUGCAGAUCCAGUGUGUGGUGGAGGACGACAAGGUGGGGACCGACCUGCUGGAGGAGGAGAUCACCAAGUUUGAGGAGCACGUGCAGAGCGUCGACAUUGCUGCUUUCAACAAGAUCUGAGCCCUGGUGUGUGUGUGUGCGUGAGCCUGCAGCCAAUUAAAGACUGAGUCCAGCA
Messenger RNA from Loxodonta africana (African savanna elephant), 7723 nucleotides. It is a transcript of the gene EEF1D, whose product is annotated as eukaryotic translation elongation factor 1 delta. Lineage: Eukaryota; Metazoa; Chordata; Mammalia; Proboscidea; Elephantidae. The transcript is spliced from 9 exons. Bases 5665 to 7668 code for a protein of 667 amino acids. Gene Ontology annotation, molecular function: translation elongation factor activity; guanyl-nucleotide exchange factor activity. The record is from RefSeq and is a predicted model, not a curated record. Gene Ontology annotation, cellular component: cytosol; eukaryotic translation elongation factor 1 complex. Gene Ontology annotation, biological process: translational elongation.